AUGUCGACAAAGUCAAAGACGUACUCUCUCCUCAAUGGCGCGCACACGGCUGGCAUCUUCGCGGACAUGACGGUCGACGGGCCCAUCAUCGGCACCCUCGUCGCCAUUGUCGACCGCGCCAAGAACCUGCCCAACCGCAAGACCAUCGGCAAGCAGGACCCCUACUGUGCUGCCAGGCUCGGGAAGGAAGCAAAGAAGACGGCCACGGACAUUCGCGGUGGCCAGACUCCCAAGUGGGACCAGGAACUUCGCUUCACCGUUCACGACUCGCCCGACUACUACCAGCUCAAGGUCUCCGUGUUCAACGACGACAAGAAGACGGACUUGAUCGGCGAGGCAUGGGUCGACCUCAAGGCCAUAAUCGUCCCCGGCGGCGGCCAGAGCGACAUGUGGCAGAGCCUCACGUACAGGGGCAAGUAUGCAGGCGAGAUUCGGAUCGAAAUCACAUACUACGACUCGCGCCCCAAGCCCGAGAAACAGCCCGUGAGGGCUCGUCAGUCACUGGCUUCUGAGCAAGAGGUCGGCUCGUCGAGGCAGAACACGCCCGUCAAGAGGCGGCCACUGCCUUCUGAUCCUGUGACCGGCGAGGCGCCGCCGCCACCUCCAGCGUCAGCCCCCUUGCCCGCCGAGAGCCAUCAUCACACGCCUCCCCGCUCUCACGGCAAGUCUGUUUCGCAGUCUGGCUUCGUUCCAACGCAGUCCCCACUGCAGGCAGUGGAAUACAACACACCCCCGCCCGCGUCUCGACCCUAUCCGGACCACUACUCGCCUUCACCUCAGUCGGGUUAUUCGAGUGGCCGGGUGGACGGGCCUAGGGUACCACGACCCCGAGAGUCUUUCGACACUCACACGCCGCCCCGUCCGGUCGAAGACCGAGGAUAUGGACAGAGCGCACCCGUGUCGCCGUACGACCAGCCAUCGCCCCGGCGGCAACCCUCGCCGCUCCCAGAGCAUCACGAGCUGCCCUCGGGAGAGGAGUUAAGACAGCCGGCACCAUUCGAAGAUGGACGACCGCCUCCCCCGCCGGCGCACCGGUCGAGGCACAACAGCGGUGGUCAGGAGUUGACUCACAGAGGCUACGACACCUCGCCUCAAAAGUCCACACCGUCGAUGCAGAUGAGACAGGACGUUCUCAAGAGCGAGGCUCACAGGCAUUCCUCGCCGUCGUAUCCCGGCCGGCCGACGUUUCGACCUUAUGAGCCCACAAUGUCCUCGCCAAACCAAAGUGAACCCCAGAACACCCCGCCCUACGAGUCUUCAUCGCCAAGGUACCACUCAUACGAUGCUCCGUACGACCAGCAAUAUCGAUCGAUGCAGCCCACGGUCGAGGACGUCCCCGAAUCUCCGCCGGGCCCCUUGGCAAGCCCCUACAAACACCAUGGUCGGAACAGGAUGAACUCGCACGACGAGAUGAUGUUUCAGACGAACGCAACGCCCGUGCCGCUGAACUUGAGCCGAUCUCCCGGCGGCUCGUCUUAUCCUCCGAGCCAGUCUCCGGGUCAUUAUCAUCCAGUCUCGUACCAGGAGCAUCCUGAACCCCCAGCUUCAGUGUCUCCGCUGUCGGCAAGAGACUACUCCAACAGCCCGAUUUACCCCCAGCAGAACAGUCAAAGCUAUCUCCCAAGCCCGCGUCGCGACUUUGAACCGAGCCACGCGAGAAAUUCACCGAGCUAUGGUACACCGGAUGUGCCUUCUUCGUUGUCGCCGGGCAUGGAUCCGGCUCUGUCCCAGGAGAUUGCUGAACAGAUUUACGAGGAGCGUCGAUAUGACAGCCGAGGCAGCAGAUAUCCGCAGCAGAUGACGACGCCAACCCGGGGCCGCCACCACAGCGAAGGACCGCCCUCAUACGGGACCUCGCCCAACGCAUACGCCACGCAAGGCUACAACGAAAGGUCCGCAGUGACAUACUCCGGAAGUCCCGAUACCCAGAUGGUCCUCCGCAGACGUGAGGUCUCUCCCAACCCCAACGUCCAGCACACGAUCCGCCGGAAGUCGGUUAGCCCCGCUCCGCCUCCGUCUGAGAACCGGCGGGCGUCCGACAUUCCCUUUGGCCCUGAUUCGUAUGACGCACUGAACCCCAGCCUGGCAUCGCCAAGUGUUGCGGGUGACGGCACUGGCCGAGCGCAUCCGGACGACAAGAUCAUCACGCACGACGGCCGAGAAAUUGACCCGUCAGACCACCUGCCCAUGGAGUCUUGGGCCCCUGAGCCCGAACCUAAAGGCUCAAAGGAGCCGUCUCCUGAGCCGCGAUCGAGACCCUCGCCGGCAGGAGCUCAGCCAAUGCCACCCAGCGGCCGGCGGCCACUGCGCGUGGCAGCCAGGCCGCAGUCGAUGGCGGCACUGCCCGCCCCGUCGUAUGGCUAUAAUGAGGAUCAUCGGGCGCCACCGGCACCCACAAACGGAGGCCGCAACCGGCUGCAGAAGAAGGCUCAUCGCGGGUCUGCAGGCCCAGGCCCGUCGCCGGGCAUGUCGAGCCCGCUGGCUCCCGUCUCGACGGAUAACUACCAAGACAGACAGGGCCAGUACACUCCCAGCAGGGGACCUCGUCGCGGCCACUCAUUUGACUACCCCAACGAGAACCACCAUCCUCACUAUGCCUCGGGUCCACCGAUUCCAGCCAAGGUGCCGCUGCCAGUGAUGAGCGGCGCGAACGGCGGCGUCGACCAGGCCUUGAUGCAGGAGAUGCAGAGAAUCGACAUUGGCACGGGGAGGUCCCGCCGCAGAGGUGGAUAUUGA
This is a messenger RNA of Purpureocillium lilacinum, 2736 nucleotides long. RefSeq lists its product as uncharacterized. The record is from RefSeq and is a predicted model, not a curated record. NCBI's taxonomy places the organism in Eukaryota, Fungi, Ascomycota, Sordariomycetes, Hypocreales, Ophiocordycipitaceae.